AAAAUCAAAACAAUGAGCUAAAAGAGGCCAAAACGCUCCACGUGAUGACAGGAACCUUGCAGCUUUAACUAAGAAGCCUAUUCAUGUAGGCUACUGCUUUGGCUAAGUUGUAACGGUAGAGUGCCGUGAGUUGACUGAAGAGAGAGGGAGAGAGAGGGAGAGUGUGCGUGUGUGUGUGAAAGCGAGCUCCUCAGUUGCCUUAGCAGCGCAGCUUCAUUCCUUCACAGUCGGGCUUCAGUCCGGUGCUGUGAGCGCUGCGCGGCGCUUCACGGGGCUUCCCUCACGACUUCACGUUAAGUACCCUGUCACAGUCCGGUUGUCCUCCAGUUAUUCCACUGUGUUAGAUUUAGUCAACUCCAGUUUGGGCUUUCUCCAAGUUACACAACGCCCCUUCUCCGGCUGUUAUGAAGAAAUAGGCGACGGUGGCAAGUUGAUUCCAUCGCGGCUCCAGUUUUAAACAGCGUGCAGGUGUAAUAAUAGUCAUAAUAAUCGUCCUUGUCGCCAGAGAGGAUGGCUCUGCAGGCGGUGAAUGUGAGUGUGGUGGAGGUGUCGGCGGGCUGUGUGGACUAUAAUAUCAGCUGCACGAACAGCUCCGUCCCCCCCAGACCGGCCACCAGAACCAGAGAGAUGGACUCGCUGCGCAUCCUGCUGUACUCUUUCAUCUUCCUGCUCAGCGUCUUUGGCAACCUGCUGAUCAUCGUGGUCCUGAUGCUGAACAAGCGCAUGCGGACUGUCACCAACUCCUUCCUGCUGUCGCUGGCAGUCAGCGACCUCAUGAUGGCCAUCUUCUGCAUGCCAUUCACCCUCAUCCCCAACAUCCUGGAGGACUUCAUCUUCGGAGGCGCCAUGUGCAAGACCGUCUCCUACUUCAUGGGGAUCUCUGUCAGCAUCUCCACCUUCAGCCUUGUGGCCAUUGCCAUCGAGAGAUACAGCGCUAUCUGUAACCCGCUGAAGUCCCGCUCGUGGCAGACCCGAUCCCACGCCUACCGCGUCAUCGCUGCCACUUGGGUGGUGUCACUGCUAAUCAUGGUGCCCUACCCGGUGUUCAGUGUCCUCAGGUCUUUCCCCAAGAGCAACGGUACUGUUGGCCACAUGUGUCGCCUGGACUGGCCCAGUCAGCAAGCUGAGCAGACCUGGUAUGUGCUGCUGCUGUUCACUCUGUUCUUCGUCCCGGGAGUGGUGAUGAUUGUAGCCUACGGUCUGAUCUCCAGAGAGCUCUACCGAGGCAUUCAGUUUGAGCUUGGCCAGAACAGAGAGACCACCGGCAAGAGGAACGGUGUAGGAAGGGCUGUCGCAGGGUCGAAUGAUGAUGACGAUGGUUGCUACAUCCAGGUAUCUAAAAAACCCUCAUCUGCUGUGGAGCUCCCCACCCUCUCUGCCUCAUCUGGGGCCACCCAGGCCAAACCUGAGCGUGCCCGCAGCAACACCUCAGAAGCAAAGCUGCAGGCCAAGAGGCGAGUCAUCCGCAUGCUGAUGGUGAUUGUGGCGCUCUUCUUCAUCUGCUGGAUGCCCCUGUACUCAGCCAACACCUGGAAGGCCUUUGACCUGAAAUCAGCCUCCAAAGCCCUGUCAGGAGCGCCCAUCUCCUUCAUCCACCUGCUGUCCUACACCUCCGCCUGUGUCAACCCCGUCAUUUACUGCUUCAUGAACACGCGCUUCCGCAAGGUCCUGCUGUCCACCUUCGCCUGCUGCUGCCGCAACUGGCUUUGUCGCCAGUGCUGGUGGUGCAGGAAGAGGGAGGCAGGAGAAGACGGCAUCACCGCCUCCUCCAUGGCCACGUCGAUGGCCACCUCCAUGUCCAAGUUCAGCUACACCACCGUCAGCACCACCGGCACCUGCUGAGCCUCGAGGAGAGCUGGGUGGCUGUCGGGCAGCGGUUACUGUGCGCACCAUCUGUUUUUUCAAUCUUGUUUUUCACUCUUCAUCGUAAUAUGCUAUGAGUCAUGUGCUGAGCAAUAUCGCUGCCCUCGUUUAUGAAGCCUUUUUAAAAGGUCUUCUUCAAAUUCUGUGUGCAUGGUUGCAGAAUGUGAGGCGGGGAAAACGCUGUUUCAGUUUGGUGACAUUCUUUUUCUUCUGUUUAAUUGGCAGCAUCCGCUUUGUUGCAUCCUGAAGAGAACAUCAAGUGCCUGUGCGUGCUGUGUGGCUUCGUUUGUCAUGGUAGUUUGUUCACUUGCUCAGACAAGACAUUUUCAUGAAAAACUACGUUGAAAAUAUGAAUCUUGUGUACUUGUAAAUAAUGUCUUCAUGUUCUUACUUUGCCAAAGGUUAAUUUUUGACAGAGACAUACUGUUGAACAAUGAAGACUCAUUAACUCAGUAUGGAUUUCAGCUCCUUUUGUGUUUAAUGUUGUUUCAUCUUCAUUCAUUCAGGGCAUCUCUCUCUCAGUUAUCAGAAUUAUUCUACUGAAUAACUUGGACAUCGUUGGGUCCCAAAUUUCUGAAAUAUUUGAACACCAAGAAAUAUUAUGUUUCAUCACUUCUUAUGUGUAAAGCAGAUUUCCUGCAAAUAUCCUAACACCAAAAUUCAUUCAGUUGGGUGAUUUUGUCUGCUUCUUAGUAAAAACGGGAUGUUUUUGACCCUUCUGCAGCAUUUCUUUGUGAUUCAGACUGAUAAGGCAGGUGCAUGUGCUUACUUCUUGGCAUACAUAAAUAAGAAAGCCUGGUGUUUAGAAUCAGGCGAAUUUCUUGUGUUGAUCCCCCUGCAGUAUAACAAACUGGGAUGAAACAGGCUUGCUUGGUCAUGGAACUUAAAUCUCAUGUUGCCACUGCUACAAAUGUAUGUUGAAUACUGAUGCAGACAUUUACAUGAUGAUGAUGUGAAUUAGCAGAAAACGUGUCCAUGAAAGGCUGAUGACACCUGCUUGUUGCUCCAGUCUGCCGCUGCUACACGGAACUUGCACGGAAAAGUGCUUUAGUCAGACUCACCUUUUCUGCUCAGUUAUCUCUGUGGUGUCUUUUAUGUACUCUCUCUGCCUUCCGCUUCAGUGCUGCCAAUUACUCUGAGCAUUACCUGAGUACAAAGACCCCGUUUCCAGGCUUAGACUAACGAGGUGUUUCUCAGGGACCCUCUCCUGCAGUGCAAAUCUCACGGCUUUGCCUUUGUAAAACUGAUGACAAAUGGCUCCGCUAACGCACCACAUCUGAGCCCUUCAAUUCUUUAAUAAUAAUAAUAACAACAAACUUGAUUUAAAUAGUAUCUUUCAUUCAAAGAAAGCAGCUCAAAGUGUGCUACAAUAAGGAGAAUCAAGAAAAUUUGACACAAGAAAAUGGUUGGACAAAAAACAAGUACAAAGAAACGUUAAUAAUUGAAGUUAAAUAAUAAGAAUGAGAAUAAAAGCAGUAAUAGCAAUGAAAAACAAAACUUUAAAAGAAUGGUUUGACAUUUUGGACAUAAGCUUAUCCGCAUAAGCUUAUUUGCUUUCUUGCUGAGAGUUAGGUGAGAAAAUCAGUACCACUCUCAUGUCUGUACG
Molecule: messenger RNA, 3469 nt
Organism: Siniperca chuatsi (mandarin fish)
Lineage: Eukaryota; Metazoa; Chordata; Actinopteri; Centrarchiformes; Sinipercidae
Gene: cckbra
Product: cholecystokinin B receptor a
Exons: 5
Coding region: 511-1842 (443 amino acids)
Biological process (GO): neuropeptide signaling pathway
Cellular component (GO): membrane
Molecular function (GO): neuropeptide receptor activity; gastrin receptor activity
Source: RefSeq, a predicted model, not a curated record